Molecule: messenger RNA, 1263 nt
Organism: Fusarium sp. VM40
Lineage: Eukaryota; Fungi; Ascomycota; Sordariomycetes; Hypocreales; Nectriaceae
Source: the annotation of a GenBank genome assembly
AUGCUUUCCCUGCGGCUUCAAGCGUUCUCCGACGCGUCGAACCUGGACAUGAUUUUUGAUACACAAACAAAUCCUUCUCUGUUCCCAUCUACCGAAUGUCGGAUGCAAUCGCUUGAUGGGCUGAUGAAACAAGAAUCGCCUCCUUCAGAUAGGAAGAAUGCAUCUCCUUCGAAGAGGCCUGCUGGGGAUAACAGAGCACCUCAGAAGAAGAGUCGCUCUACUCGAACAUCGGAAAAGAAAGCUGAAGCAGACAGGGACUGUGGUCAGGAUGAAGAAAGUAACGACGUCAACGGAUGUGUCGAGUCAUUUGCGUGUCCCUUUUACAGAAGGCACCCAGAACGUUAUUUUAAUUGUAUCAGCCUCAAAAUGCCUCGCAUAUCAGAUGUCAAGCAGCACCUAAAGAGGCGCCACACGUCGAACUACUUUUGUCCGAGAUGUUUUAAGGGAUUUUCAGCGCUAAAACCCUUCCAAGAACAUGUUCUGCAACAGGAUUGCUCAAUGGACCUCUCAGAAAUCACUGACGGCGUCUCACUCACUACGCAAGAUGCCCUUAAAGUCCGUUUCGAGAGGGGUUUGUCACCGAGAGGUCAAUGGCACAAGAUAUGGAAGAUAUUGUUCGGAGAUAUCGAUGAUGACCAGAAGCCCUAUCAUGAAGGCGUUUUCAAAGAGAUUACAGGAAUAAUACGGGGUAUUUGGACAGAAGAGGGGCAGCAUAUCAUUUCCAACGUGCAGAAAACUAGGGAUAUACCAGAGGAUUGCGCUGAUCAGCUAUGCCCGGUAGUAUUGGAACUACUGGCUCGAGUAGAGACUCGAUUCGAACAAAAGGUUUUGGAAGGGAACUCAAAGGAGCACUCUAACAAUGUCGGAAAUACCUUGGAGAAACCCACAGUUGAUACAAAAUUAGGGCCUACUUACGGUCCGUCUCCAGGUAUUCAGACCAAUAUUGCUCCUCACGAUACUACAUUGUCAUCUUCUUAUUCAGGAAUGGCAUCUGCUUUUUCUGAAGGCUUCGGCUCAGUCAAGAGAAUGUGCGGUCUUUCUAUGCCCUAUGGAUCACAGGAUCAACAGGCUGAAAUACCAUAUCCCGAUUUCACUACAAGAGACUUGCCGUUCUCAAGCGAUGGAGAUAGUUGGUUAAAUAUCGAGCCACACAAUGAUAUUUUGAAGGACCUUUUUGAGCCGGUCUAUCUCGAAGGUGUGGGAGAUUGGACGAACGUCGUGGACCUUACGCAAGACGAUGAGAUACUGGGAAUGGAGGACUAG